CACAGUCCUGCAGAGGGGCGCGCAAAUGAGUUCCUAUUUUGUGAAUCCCACUUUCCCCGGGAGCCUUCCCAGCGGCCAGGACUCCUUCUUGGGCCAGCUGCCCCUCUACCAGGCUGGCUAUGACGCGCUGAGGCCCUUCCCGGCCUCGUACGGGGCGUCGAGUCUCCCGGACAAGACGUACACCUCACCUUGUUUCUACCAACAGUCCAACUCGGUCCUGGCCUGCAACCGGGCGUCCUACGAGUACGGGGCCUCGUGUUUCUAUUCUGAUAAGGACCUCAGUGGCGCCUCGCCCUCGGGCAGUGGCAAGCAGAGGGGCCCCGGGGACUACCUGCACUUUUCUCCCGAGCAGCAGUACAAACCCGACAGCAGCAGCGGGCAGGGCAAAGCACUCCAUGACGAAGGCGCCGACCGGAAGUACACGAGCCCGGUUUACCCUUGGAUGCAGCGGAUGAACUCCUGCGCGGGUGCUGUGUAUGGGAGCCAUGGGCGCCGAGGCCGCCAGACCUACACGCGCUACCAGACACUGGAGCUGGAGAAGGAGUUCCACUUCAACCGCUACCUGACACGGCGCCGCCGCAUCGAGAUCGCCAACGCGCUCUGCCUCACCGAGCGCCAGAUCAAGAUCUGGUUCCAGAACCGCCGCAUGAAGUGGAAAAAGGAAAACAAGCUCAUCAAUUCCACGCAGCCCAGCGGGGAGGACUCAGAGGCAAAGGCGGGCGAGUAGAUGCCUGGGCAGGGACCAGGCCAGCGCUGCAACCUCCUUCGGCUUUGCCCCCUUGCCCUCGCCUGUUCCCCAACUUUUCUCCCCGCCUGCUCCCAUCUGGGGGCUUCCGCAGCUUCAGGGGAGCCCGGAGCUUUGCAAGCGUCUGUGCAUUUAUUUCUUACAAAACAAAACAAAACAAAACAAAACAAAACAAAACAAAACAAAACAAAACCUCACACACAGCCAAUACCAGCGGUGGAGCGGGGCGCACUGCACACACCCA
Molecule: messenger RNA, 989 nt
Organism: Homo sapiens (human)
Lineage: Eukaryota; Metazoa; Chordata; Mammalia; Primates; Hominidae
Gene: HOXA6
Product: homeobox A6
Exons: 2
Coding region: 26-727 (233 amino acids)
Biological process (GO): regulation of DNA-templated transcription
Cellular component (GO): nucleus
Molecular function (GO): DNA binding; DNA-binding transcription factor activity; DNA-binding transcription factor activity, RNA polymerase II-specific
Source: RefSeq, marked reviewed